Molecule: messenger RNA, 1902 nt
Organism: Synchytrium microbalum
Lineage: Eukaryota; Fungi; Chytridiomycota; Chytridiomycetes; Synchytriales; Synchytriaceae
Exons: 10
Coding region: 1-1902 (633 amino acids)
Biological process (GO): SRP-dependent cotranslational protein targeting to membrane
Cellular component (GO): endoplasmic reticulum membrane; signal recognition particle receptor complex
Molecular function (GO): GTP binding; GTPase activity; signal recognition particle binding
Source: RefSeq, a predicted model, not a curated record
AUGUUGGACUUAUUCACAGUGCUUACAACAGGUGGCAUAGUCCUAUGGUCAAAAGCCUGGGCGGGAGACACAAAGUCAAAUCCAAUAAACAGUCUAAUCCAACAUGCACUCCUAGACCAAAAGGUCGCGGGUAACUCGUAUCUAUACAAUGCGUAUAAUAUGAAAUGGAGUAUUGCUAAUGAACUGGGCGUCAUCUUUGUGGUCGCAUAUCAGAAAAUCCUACAUCUAACAUACAUUGACGAACUACUGGAACGUGUGAAACGGGCGUUCAUAUCGUCCUACACGGAUGCAAUUUGUGAUGUCGAUUCCUUGCACCAGUUUGAUUUCGAUGACAAGUUUGAUGCUAUAUUGGAGGAUCUGGAGGCUCGUGAUAGAGAUGAAAAGAAGAGCAAAGGCCCACGAAAAUUCGAAGACAGCAAGAAAUAUCAGACUACAUUGGAAGGGUCCAAGAUUAAACCAGGUUAUCAGAAAGAGCCAGAACCAGUCAUCGCAUCAGAUCUUUCAGAUUCAGCUCCAGAUUCACCUGAUGCUGAUCAAAUUGCCAGGAACAUAGCUAAAUUACGAGCUAAAGGUAUUGGGAGGAAAUCAACAAGUACAAGUCCUAGCAAGACUAGUACGAAUGUUUCAAAGAGUCCGAGUGCUGAAAGUGGAGAGAGAAAGAAGAAGCAAAUGCGUGUAUGGGCAGAGAACGGAACUGCAAUGUCCGUAGACCCUUCUCAGGUAUUGGAUUACUCGGAAUCUACGAAUGGUGAUAGUCAUGAGAAUGGGUCUGAAGCUGCAGAGUCGCUGGUUGAUCGAAACGCCAUGGGCACAUACUCAUCAGAAGGACUAUACGAAGCAGCUGAAAUGGACAACAAAUACGACGAUGACGACGACGAUGAAGAAGAUAACGAAAGCAAGGCCCCCAUAACGAAACCAACCGCAAAAUCAUCAUCAAUCUUCUCCUCAACCUCCCUCUUCUCAGUCCUGUCAUCCCUAACAGGUCCACGAGUCCUAAAAGAAGAGGACCUGACAUCCGUCAUGGCCAAAAUGAAGGAACAUCUCAUAAAUAAGAAUGUGGCUGCUGACAUAGCUACCGUGCUAUGUACUUCAGUGUCAAAGACUAUGGUAGGGCAGAAAUUGGGGACGUUUAGUGGGGUGCAGAAUGCUGUAAAACUGGCCAUGGAAGUAUCGCUGAGAAAGAUAUUGACGCCACGGACUAGCACUGAUGUGUUGAGGGAUGUCUUUGCGGCGAAGAGUGAGGGACGGCCGUAUUCGUUUGUGUUUGUUGGAGUUAAUGGUGUCGGGAAGAGUACGAAUCUAUCCAAAGUGUGUUUCUGGCUCCUCCAAAACAAACUCCGUGUCCUGAUUGCUGCAUGUGAUACCUUCCGAUCUGGAGCAGUAGAGCAAUUACGAGUACACGCUCGUAAUUUGCAAGCUCUGGAAAAGGGAUCUACUGUUGAAUUGUAUGAACGAGGAUAUGGAAAGGAUUCAGCUGGGAUUGCUAAGGAUGCUAUUUCUUAUGCCAAAGCCAAUCGAUUUGAUGUGGUCUUGGUUGAUACUGCUGGACGUAUGCAAGAUAAUGAGCCUUUGAUGCGAGCUUUGGCGAAGCUGGUAACGACAAACAAUCCAGACAAGAUUGUAUUCGUCGGUGAAGCACUCGUAGGAAACGAAGCCGUCGACCAACUCACCAAAUUCAACCGAGCAUUACGUGAUUACUCUGGCCUGCAAAACCCACGACAAAUUGAUGGGAUAAUAUUGACCAAAUUUGAUACUAUUGAUGACAAGGUCGGAGCAGCACUAUCAAUGACCUACGUUACAGGACAGCCCAUCUUGUUUGUUGGAACCGGGCAAACGUAUACGGAUUUGAAGAGGAUGAAUAUGAAGAGUAUUGUUGAUAUGUUGUUGUCGAAUUUAAGUUAA